AUGUCAUUUCUUAUUGUUCAAAGUAUUUUUCUUUUUUUUGAUUUAACAUUCUUCUGCUUUAGUGUAGUUGGAAACUCGGUUGUUAUUUACGUGAUCAGUCGAGACAAAAAAUUAAAAAGCAAAUCAAACUAUCACAUCAUGUCAGUUGCUGUCGCUGAUUUGUUGAUUGGAACAUUUGGAAUACCACUUGGAAUAAUUUCUAGAAUCACUGGUGCACCUCACGACCUUCAACUUUGUUUGAUGUUUUACUCGUUUAUAUUAGCGAUAUUUAGUGUUUCGAUGUUCUCGCUACUAGCUGUAUCAGUGGACAGAUUCUGGGCAGUUUAUUUCCCAAUGGACUACCACGUAAGGGAUCCUUCAAUUGCGAAAUUAGCAAUUUUUUGUUGUUGGGUUUUCGGCCUUGCCAUUGGCUUUCUACCAGUCAUGGGAUGGAAUAGCGGGAACUUUGAUAAUCAAUGUGAUUUUAGAGUGGUCGCUGAUCUCAACUAUGUCUUGUUCGUUAGUGUUGCGGUUGCUUUUCCAUCUACUUCAAUCAUCAUUCUUCUCUACAUUCUCAUCUAUCGUAAGGUUUUAAAGCAUACAAGAAAACGAAAGGAGAUAUUAGCCAAUCAAUAUCAUUUUAUAAAACACAAAUAUGAAAUUCGAGCAGCAAAGACGUUGGCAAUGAUUGUUGGAACUUUCAUUCUUUUGUGGACUCCUGGAAUGGUUGGAUUUCUAUUUUUUGCUAUUUCCAAAAACCGCGAAAUUCAAGAAGAUAUUCUUGAGAUAGCAAAGUCCUUAGUUCAUCUUAACUCGGCUAUUGAUCCAUUGAUUUACGCAUAUCGAAUGAAAAAUAUUCGUGAUGCCCUCAAAGUUCUCUUCAAGUUUUGUCGUAAUGACGACUUGACGAACAUUACAACAUUAAAUGAUCGUAAAACGUCAUUAAACAUCUCAGUAAAUAUAUUUGCGAAGAAUAACAAAAAAAAAUGUUUAAAUACGUGUGAAUCUUCUUACAGCUUUAGCUUAAAACCACAAAGGUUUAAAGAAUAA
This is a messenger RNA of Clunio marinus, 1029 nucleotides long. The record is from the annotation of a GenBank genome assembly. Lineage: Eukaryota; Metazoa; Arthropoda; Insecta; Diptera; Chironomidae.